UACCAUAACCUUUAGUUUUAGCUUUAGCAUAGCUUAGAUUUUGAGGUUUUGUAGCGAAAAUCACGUGACUGGAAUUUUAACUAUAGAUCUAACCUUACAAAGAUGGGAGUAUAACUAAUAGAUCUUCUCUUAAUAAGACGAUAAUGAUACGAGGUAAUUGGAGUUUAGCAGCCGAGUUGAAGCAAAAUGAGAGGAAACAGCAACAAAAGCUUCAACAGAGACAAAAAGAUGAUUUACGAACCAGUCGACUUCGUGAUGCUAAUCCCAUAAAGAUAUAUCAUCAAAUACAAAGAUUGGAAAGUCUAACUAAUAUUUCAGACAAGGAUAAGAAUCACUUAGUACGACUAAAGGAAGAUUGGGACUAUAUAAUUAAGAAGAAACUUCAUUAUGAGAAAGUGAGUGAAUUUUUAGCUCAAGUAGAAGAAAAUGAAAAGAAGAAGAAGAUAAAUGAGAGUAAAUUAUGGGGUCAAGAAUCUAUAUAUUUUAAUCCCGAAUUAAAUCCAUUGGGUAAAGUACCGAAUUUAGAAGGGACUGACCAAUUACCUAAUUUGGUUAAGCCAUUAAAAGGGAAAUAUUAUAGUAAACCAAAAAGAGAUCCAAUAAUAGAUACACUUAAAGUGGUACUACCAGAUGGUGAGCCACCGCGAUUUUAUAAGCUUGUUCAAAAUACCAGUAAGAAUAAGAAACUAUCACCAAAUUCUGGUGCGCAAGUCAGACAAAUAGAGGGAAAUGUUGAAGAUGAUCAAGAUAGUGAGUAUGAGCAAGAGGGUGAACUUGCACCUGAAGAAGAAGAGUAUGCAAAAAGAAAACAUUAUAAUAAUGAUUAUGUAUAAGUGUAUAAGUAUAUAAAUGUAUAUAAUAUUUACAAGCUGAUGAGUAUGUACAAGAUAUUUUAAUAGAGUUACAUUGUAUAGAAGAACCCAAACCAUUAACCACUUGACGACAAGAUAAAAAAAAACUGAACUCCCGGUAUUAAAAGAAUAAAAAAGACGAAUUAAGAAAAUGAUAG
Scheffersomyces amazonensis is the source of this 1009-nucleotide messenger RNA. RefSeq lists its product as uncharacterized. The coding region runs from base 144 to 833 and encodes 229 amino acids. NCBI's taxonomy places the organism in Eukaryota, Fungi, Ascomycota, Pichiomycetes, Serinales, Debaryomycetaceae. The record is from RefSeq and is a predicted model, not a curated record. The transcript has a single exon.